AGUCCAAGAGAGUCUAUAACCGGCUGUGUUCUACAUUAUGCUGAUUAUAUUGCCUUUAUUCCGGCUUUAUUUAUAUUGCUGUACUUUUCAUGUCGUAGUUAUAGACUGUUUAUUUACUGAUAAGGCUUUACUACCAUGGUGAGUCAAACUGUGGUUGUGAACAGGACCAAAACUUUUCAGGUGAGUAUCAUUAAACAUUUUAUUAAAUUCAAGCUUCCUUUAUAUGCACCAUAACAUGUAAGAUGUGAGUAAAAUGUUUUUUUGUUUAACAUGGUUUGAUAUUGGUUGAAUUGUUGUUCCUAUAAGUGUCAAUGUGUGUGUUUGUGUGUGUGUGUGUCUGUGUGUUCUCAGAGAGCUGUGUGUGUCCUGAACAGCCUGCAGAAUAAUGGACGUAUGAAGAAUCCAGGCCUGCAGCUCCAGGCCAUGCAGGGAUUCCUCCAUCGCACUGGCAUUACUGUGGGUGAACUGGACAAACUCAACAUCAUCCAUGUCACUGGGACUAAAGGAAAGGGAUCAACGUGUGCUUUUACUGAAAGAAUAAUCAGGAAUUGUGGCUUUCGCACAGGAUUUUACAGCUCUCCACACUUGGUUCAUGUCAGAGAGAGAAUACGCAUCAAUGGAUGGCCAAUCAGCAUGCAUCUUUUUACCAAGUACUUUUGGGAGGCUUAUGAGCGACUGGAUGACACAAAGGAUGCCCAUGGAGGCACCAUGCCCUUCUAUUUCCAGUUCCUGACGCUUCUGGCCUUUCACGUCUUCCUGCAGGAGAGGGUGGAUUUAGCAGUCAUUGAAGUGGGGAUUGGAGGGCAGUAUGACUGCACAAAUAUAAUUAGGAAGCCAUGGGUGUGUGGGAUCACAUCUCUUGGUUUUGAUCACUGUAGUCUGCUUGGAGACACAAUGGAGAAGAUUGCUUGGCAGAAGGCUGGGAUAUUUAAGCCAGGUGUACCAGCGUUCACUGUCCGACAACAGCCCAGUCCCCUGACAAUCCUGCAGCGCCGAGCUGAAGACAUCGGGUGUCCUCUGGACGUCUCUCCUGAGCUGGAUCAGUACGAAGCUGUGGUCGGGCCCAUGAGCCUGGGACUGUCGGGGAAACACCAGCGCUCAAAUGCAUCACUUGCCCUGCAGCUCAGUUACAGCUGGCUGCAGCGCCACAAAGCCGAGGAGAAAAGAGGUGGUCUCAGCUUAGUUCCUGCAGGCUGCAGACUGAGCUCUCAAGCUGCCCCGUUCCAGCCCAGCACAGCCAUGCUAAAAGGUCUACAGGAAACAGAGUGGUUGGGACGAAGCCAGACGCUGAAGUGUGGCUCUGUCACAUAUUACCUGGAUGGAGCACAUACCACAGCCAGUAUGCAGGCCUGCGUCUGCUGGUUCAGACAGGAGAUGAUGCAGAGGGACCAGACUCACCGUGCACUUAAAAUCCUGCUCUUUAACACAACAGGAGAGAGGGACUCUGCUGCUUUACUCAAAGUGCUGCUGACCUGCCAGUUUGACUACGCACUCUUCUGUCCCAACGUCGCUGAAACACCUGCUGACAACACAGCUCAUCACAGCAUCAGUGUGUGUGUGCAGCGCCUGCUGGCUCACUGCAGAGCAAACCAGAGCAGCUGGCAGAGCCUGAACGCAGCAGAAACAAUCCAUCAUCACCAGCGCCACCUGGUGACCAGCCCUGUGAGUCACAGCCUGGUGUUCCCCUGCAUCCUAAGCGCCCUCCGAUGGAUAAACCAGGAAGAACAGCCAGUGUCGAAACCCGCUGGAUCCGUGGGCUCCACUGAGUUCUCUGGCAGGCUGAGAGAGACGGGUACCAUGUCUGUGCUGGUGACUGGAAGUCUGUACCUGGUGGGAGGAGUGCUCAAACAUCUGGAGCCUACAUUGGACUCAUGACUGAUCUGAACCAUUACUGUUUCACUGCUGACUCAGGGACAUAGUCUCUUUGAUAAACACUCUACACUAAUGGUUUACAUUCAACAGUUACAUACACAGUUUGUACCACAGUCACUCUGCAACAGUAUUUCUAUCAUUUUCACAUCUGCAGACAAAAUCUGUUCUACCCAACAGUUCAUUGAUAUUCUAGUUUUAUAAAUAGUGUUUUGGUCUCAAACAAUCCCAGGACUGUUUCUAGAGAUUCUGAAGACCACCUUCAUAGUGAUAACAACUCCUACAUGAUAUUUUAGCCAGGGGAUUUUUCAAGGUACCAGUAUAACAUCAGGUAAUUAAGCCAAAAGUAUGUGGAGCAUUUACAAUAUGUGGCUUGUUUCUUUAUAAAAAAGAUUGGCCAUUGUAAGGUUGGCACUGAGACAAACCCGGUUCUGCAGUCCAAGUGUAUUUUUAUUAUUUUUUUCAGUUGCAACUUGUUUCCCCGUGCAGCAAUAUUAACAGUGCAGGCCUGAUUUUUUAAAGAAAAUAUAGACAGAAGGAAAAACUACAAAAAUAAUACUGGUGACAAAAACUACAAAAAUAAAUAAAAGUUAAUCUUGGGUGAAACACAAAACUCAGCUCUGCAUUAGGCAAUGCCCACUUUAACUAUUGGGCCCUUGCAGUUUCCACUGGCUUGACUCUGUUCCAGGUAAAAUCCUCUCACACUCCCCCCUGGACCUCCAGCCUCCACCUGUACUGGCUAGGUCUUAACAGGGCACGGGCUAACCCCGUGACACUCACUAGAAAGCUGUGUCUCUGUUUACAUGGCUGGUUUAAUAUGAAACUCUGAUGAUAUUUAAUAGACACAACAUGAUCUGUUUCAAUUAUACUACUGAAAAAGAUUUAAAAUUAAAUUGUUUUAAAAAGUUCAUCAUGGAAUAAAGUCAUCCUGUGAGUGCAUAUUCAAGUCUGUCUCCCUAUACAAAUAAAUUGUGGCAGCAAAUAUGUUUUGGAAAUGCACUGCAUGUAUUAGCAAUGGAUUCAGAGUGCAGUCGGCCAAAGCACGACUGUCACAACAGUGGCCAGAGCCCACAUCCGGAGUCCUACCUGCAGCCAGGCCCAUGCAACAAAAGCACCAUCACAGGAGACGGA
Messenger RNA from Hippoglossus stenolepis (Pacific halibut), 3000 nucleotides. RefSeq names its product folylpolyglutamate synthase, mitochondrial-like. The record is from RefSeq and is a predicted model, not a curated record. The transcript has 14 exons. The coding region runs from base 394 to 1875 and encodes 493 amino acids. Gene Ontology annotation, cellular component: mitochondrion; cytoplasm; cytosol. Gene Ontology annotation, biological process: tetrahydrofolylpolyglutamate biosynthetic process. NCBI's taxonomy places the organism in Eukaryota, Metazoa, Chordata, Actinopteri, Pleuronectiformes, Pleuronectidae. Gene Ontology annotation, molecular function: ATP binding; tetrahydrofolylpolyglutamate synthase activity.